UCAUUUCUCACAUAACUGGGAAGGGAGCAAGUCACAGGCACUCUUUCCAGCUCUUCCCAAGGAGCUAUCAGACUUAAAAGGCUGCUUCUUCAAGACUGAAUUUCUGGUGUUUCUACAAGUGGAUGCAAUUUGGUGUUCCACUUUGUGGGAAGGGAUUGCUGUGGGAGUUUGGUGUAAGCACAUUAAUAAUUUCAAAAAUGUUCCUCUAAAAUCUCAGUAAGAGGCAUAGCUGCUAUCCAGCUGCGGUUUCAGGAAUUGCUUUUAUGAGCACUCCAAUAUAAUUUUCAAGGCAGACUGGUGUGGAGGCUAGGAGACAAAGAAAAUGAGUACAAACAGCACCUUCUUGGAUCGGAUCAUUUUCCAUCCUGUUCUGUGUGAGGGUUGGAAACUCUAUAUGGAAGGAGCAACCUAUCAUCUUGCUGGUUUCUUCCUCCUCCUGGGAUUUAUGGGAGGAAGUGGAACAUUUGGCUCCAUCUUCAUCUUUGGCUUCUUGGCCAUUGGUUUCUCCUGCACUGCACUCUGGGGCUGGAUAGAUGCUUGUGGACUUGACAUCUUCAUUUGGAACAUGAUUUUAGUUCUGAUCUGUUUGCUUCAAAUAGUUCACCUAGUUUACCAGCUCCGUAAAGACACCUUUCUUGAAGAAUUUGACCUGCUCUACAAACGACUUUGCCAGCCCCUGCAAGUGCCACACCAGGUCUUCAAGGAAAUUGUCAAGUGCUGCGAGGAAAGGGUUCUGCCAUUGGCCAGAGACCAGACCUAUGCUGUGGAAGGGAAGACAUCAAUUGAUCGUCUGUCAUUCUUACUGUCUGGCAGGGUUAGAGUAAGCCAGGAUGGACAAUUCCUACAUUAUGUCUUCCCAUAUCAGUUCCUGGAUUCUCCUGAGUGGGAAUCGCUUCGACCUUCUGAAGAGGGAAUAUUUCAGGUGACACUGACAGCAGAGACUGACUGCAGUUUCAUCACUUGGCCAAGGAAGAAGCUCUACUUGCUUCUGGCAAAAGAGCGCUAUAUUGCCCGCCUGUUCUCAGUCCUCCUUGGCUUUGAUAUCUCAGAGAAACUGUAUGCCCUAAAUGAAAAGCUUUUUGCAAAAUUUGGCCUGCGAUUUGACAUCCGUCUUCCCAGCCUCUAUCAUGUCCUGGGACCUGCCUCUUCAGACGUGGAGGUGGAGAAAGAACCAGAGGAAUGUGAAGAGACAACAGCCCCAUUAGGCCAUUCGCCCACAUUUGUCCAGACAGCUCCUGUGGCCCCUUGCACUGGGUCUCCUCCUGUCCCUCCUGCCCAUCCCAGGAUACCUCGGCCUGACAGUGACCUGUCUGCUUCUGGAAGCCACCUGAAGAUUAAUCACCAGGCCCUUGCAAAAGGACGAGCCCCUCUGGCUCCUACUCAGACCCCAGAACUCUAGAGAAAGAGAUUGGACUCUCAGAGACCCACACAUCACCAUAUGGUCACUCAUGACUGAUCAGAAUGGUGCUCUUUACUUGUGUGUCACCACAUGUAUAACACAAGCACCAGCAUGGCACACUUGAAGUGCAUGCAUGAGACUGAAGUGUGAUGGUAGAGCACUUCCCAUAAAUUGUUGAUCUGCUGUGGCACCAGCUAUUUCUGAGUCUGUAUUUUUGAACACUUGCCUGUAUGGUUUUGCUAUUAAGUGCAUUAAACAUCUUAGAAAGACCAUC
This is a messenger RNA of Rhineura floridana, 1673 nucleotides long. RefSeq names its product popeye domain containing 2 (gene POPDC2). Gene Ontology annotation, molecular function: cAMP binding. The coding region runs from base 323 to 1399 and encodes 358 amino acids. Lineage: Eukaryota; Metazoa; Chordata; Lepidosauria; Squamata; Rhineuridae. The record is from RefSeq and is a predicted model, not a curated record. Gene Ontology annotation, cellular component: sarcolemma. The transcript is spliced from 4 exons.